Pongo pygmaeus (Bornean orangutan) is the source of this 1230-nucleotide messenger RNA. RefSeq names its product cysteine-rich protein 1. Gene Ontology annotation, biological process: intrinsic apoptotic signaling pathway in response to DNA damage; regulation of gene expression. The record is from RefSeq and is a predicted model, not a curated record. NCBI's taxonomy places the organism in Eukaryota, Metazoa, Chordata, Mammalia, Primates, Hominidae. The coding region runs from base 866 to 1099 and encodes 77 amino acids. Gene Ontology annotation, molecular function: zinc ion binding. The transcript is spliced from 6 exons.
GCCACCAGCACCCUGCAGAGUGGGCUGAGAGGUGCAGGGGCUGGGGUUUCCAGCCAGCCCAGUGGGCCCGAGUCAGGCUGGCCCCAUGGACGAGGUCAGUGCCCUGCCCUAGGUGCAUCCCCAGCCAGGUGAGAGCCAGGGAUGUUCCCGCUGCGGUCCGAUGGAACUCCCAGAGCAGCGGAGGUCAGGGGAGCUAGCAGAGGCGGGGACGCCCCUUGGGAGUGAGGGGACUGACAGGGGCGACCUCCUAACCCUGCGUGGGAUGGAAGGUCAGAGUGGGUUCCUCGGUGGGGGGUAACAGCGGGGGCUCCCUGGCAAUUGUCCCCGACCCUCCGUUCUGGGGAGGGCAGGAUCAGCGCGCGGGCUGCUUUGCAUCUCUUUGCAUUUUAGUGGUGUUUGGUCCAGUCCUGGCCCGGGCGGAUCUGGGGUUCGGGCGGGUGCCGGUGGGGUAGGGCUGGGGGUGGGACCGGCGCUUCCUGCUGCGGGUGAACCUUUUGCCUCGGAGCCUGGACCCGGGAGACACCACAGCGCUGGGCUAGGGGCGCGGCUUGGACUCGCCUAAAGAGCCGCGCCCCCUCAGUAAGUCCCCAUGGCCCCCUGCCCCCCGCGCUCCGUCCUCAGUCAGGCCCGGGUCCUGCCUGAAGGCGGGGGUGGACCAGAUGAUCUUUCUUGGGCCCUGGGCCUAGAUUCGAGGUCCCCAGGGUCCAAGUCCUGGGUUCAGAGGGCGGGGCGUGAGGGGCGGGGUAUCCAAGGGGCGGGGUCCCGGGGUCCCUGAAAGGCGCGGACCGGGCCGGAUCCACCCAGUCUCGCGCCUGCAGCCCGUACCGCCCCAGCCGCUGCCGCCUGCACCGGACCCGGAGCCGCCAUGCCCAAGUGUCCCAAGUGCAACAAGGAGGUGUACUUCGCCGAGAGGGUGACCUCUCUGGGCAAGGACUGGCAUCGGCCCUGCCUGAAGUGUGAGAAAUGUGGGAAGACGCUGACCUCUGGGGGCCACGCUGAGCACGAAGGCAAACCCUACUGCAACCAUCCCUGCUACGCAGCCAUGUUUGGGCCUAAAGGCUUUGGGCGGGGUGGAGCCGAGAGCCACACUUUCAAGUAAACCAGGUGGUGGAGACCCCAUCCUUGGCUGCUUGCAGGGCCACUGUCCAGGCAAAUGCCAGGCCUUGCCCCCAGAUGCCCAGGGCUCCCUUCUAGCCCCUAAUGCUCCAAUAAACCUGAACACUUGGAAAA